CAAAGACCGCUUGGAUCGACGGCUUCCUCUUUUUUUGACCGUAUCACUCGCCGUAGCAUCGUGACGUCAUUCUUGUUUUGGCGGUUGUCGUUCAAACGUUUGAAAACGUCAGCGCUCACUGUUGAAGUCAUGGAACGAGGCCGGUCAAGUCGGGUGACGGGAAGCAGACCUUCAGAGAUCCCGUUGCGCGUUCAGGACAACAGGAUGAGCAUGUACACAACUCCCAGGAAUAAACAGUCAUUUGGGAUGCUGAAUAUACCCAGACCACAAAAUGAUACAUCCGAGAGGAGAACCAGCUUCUUUGGUCCACGUACCAGCUGUGCCAGUAUGCCUCGCAACAGCACUAUAUCUGCGUUUGGGGGAAAUGAGAAGUUGAAGGACACCAGACCGCUGCAUGAUAAAUCAUAUGUCCAGCAGUGUAUCAGGCAGCUGCAUGAGUUUUUGACAGAUCAAGGGUUCCCAGGCCCUUUGUCAUCCAAGACUCUACACUCCCCAUCUACCAAGGAGUUCCUAAAAAUAUUCGAGUUCCUCUACUGCCAGUUGGACCCCACAUUUGAAAUGCCAAAAUCCAAAGCGGAAGAAGAGGUUCCGGUCAUUCUAAAAGCCCUGAGAUAUCCAUUUGUCCUCUCCAAGAGUUCUAUUUAUUCAGUUGGGGCACCUCAUACGUGGCCUCUGGCACUUGGAGCCCUCGUGUGGCUGAUCGAUACCAUCAAGAUCAAGCGAAGUCUAAGCCACCAGGACCUGCUCUUCACUGAGUUCCCAGAAGAGGGAGUCAACAUUGAAGAGGGACCCAAAUAUCACAAGCUCUUAAUGGACUAUCUAGGCGAGACCUAUUCCAAGUUCAUGCAGGGCGACGACAACUUUGACGACGACGAUGAAAUAUUUCUCAAUAAGCUGAAAAAGCUCUAUAAUGUGGAUGAAGCCCUGCUGGCUGAAAUGGAGGCGAAGCACCAGAAAUUAACAGAGGAGGUCGAACAGCUGGAGCGAGAGAGUCACACAGAUCGUCUCAUGAGCAAGAGGAUGGACAAGGUGAAGGUGCAGUCGGACCUGCAGAAGCUACAGAGCUUUCGCAGCAAUCUGGAGUCAUUCGAGGCCAACCUACAAAGCAAUGCCGCAGAAGUGAAGGAGGAGAUUGAGAACACUGCCAGUCACCUUCAAAAUCUCAAGCAAGAACGUGAUGAGCUGCAGAAUGUCCUGCGGAACCAGAAGUUUACACCUGCAGACGUGGAGAGGAUCAACAGGGAGAAGAGGGAGCUCCAGCAGACCAUCGACAGCCUCAGCAAAUCUCUGGAAGAUGCUCAACAGCACCAGUGGAAUGAAGAGAUCGCUUUGGCCAAGUUGAAUGAGAAGCUGGACAUGAAGGUGACUGAGUACCACAAACUGGCCCGUAAACUCAAACUCAUCCCGUCCUCUGCUGAGAACGCCUGUGGUCACGAUUUUACUAUCCGGCCUCUUGAAAGUGGACCUGUCAACACGCAGCGUCUCCAGGCACUGAAGAACCUGCUGAGGAAGCUCAUUGGUGACGUGGAGGAAGAGUGCAGUCGGUUGGACAACCAGAUUCUCAGUCUGGAGGAGACGUGUGGACAACUGGAUUCCAACAUCGCAGACAAGUCCAGCGAGCUGAAGCAGCUGAAUGAGCAGCUGCGCAAGCUGGAUGAGCAACUGGAGUCCGACAUGCAGGAGCUUGCGAGAGCAGAGCAGGAGUGGGCAGCAGAGAUUGAGUCCAUGGAAAAUCACCGCAAAAAUCUUGAAAAGAAGGUCACACUUGGCUAUGAUGAGGCCGUCCAACAACUGACAGCAACACAGCAGCAGUACCACUUGGUGGUUCAAGAGACCAAUGAAGUGAGACGGACAGUUGCUAACAACCUCGCGUCUGUUCUCACCGCAGCCGCCAACCACCUGUCCAUCACAGAGAAGUCUCUGGAGGAUCUCCACCUCAAAGUGCACCGUGUCGUCUCCAAGACUCUGGAGGAGAACAAGGUUUCAAUUCAGAAGCUGAGAGAAGCUUUGCAGGAAUUCAAACGUAAAGCAAACAGCUUGAAAUAAAUUGAGGCUGUGAUGGUCAUGUUAAUUUCAAGUCUAAGUGUAUGUUCUGUAGUUCAUAUGUAUGCGAAUUGUAUUAUUUUUUCCACAACUUCAUUGUUUCUAGCAAAUAAAUGCCUAAAAAUUA
Messenger RNA from Synchiropus splendidus (mandarinfish), 2170 nucleotides. It is a transcript of the gene ndc80, whose product is annotated as NDC80 kinetochore complex component. The transcript has 17 exons. NCBI's taxonomy places the organism in Eukaryota, Metazoa, Chordata, Actinopteri, Syngnathiformes, Callionymidae. The record is from RefSeq and is a predicted model, not a curated record. The coding region runs from base 130 to 2046 and encodes 638 amino acids. Gene Ontology annotation, biological process: attachment of mitotic spindle microtubules to kinetochore. Gene Ontology annotation, cellular component: Ndc80 complex.